Molecule: messenger RNA, 643 nt
Organism: Rhopilema esculentum
Lineage: Eukaryota; Metazoa; Cnidaria; Scyphozoa; Rhizostomeae; Rhizostomatidae
Source: RefSeq, a predicted model, not a curated record
GCAUACAACAUUUGGUCAACAUCUGAAAAUUUUGAAGAUAUUUCCCAACCCCCAUUAAUCAUGAUUCAUUUGUUUAUUAAUUAAAAAUGUCAAAGCCCAAUAAAUGUAAUUUCAGUUGCAUAUAUUACAAUGCAGGAGUUUAUCAUUUCUCUAGCUUACAGAAGAGAGAUUUGGUAAUGCAGAAAGAACAGAGCUAGAUGCACAGUUUGAGUACCUGUGCAAGCGAGCAGACACAACAAAGCAGGCAACUGAGAAGCUUGUUGCAAAUACAGCUGCCCUGUUAAAGCCUAACCCAGGUGCAAGACUUGAAGACUUUGUUUUCGAGAAACUCGACAAACAGUCUCCAUUGAGGCCAACAAAUUCAUUUCUUCUUGGCCAGUCAAUGUCAUCUGCAGGAAGAGAGAUUGGCGCUGAUAGUGAUUAUGGAAAUUCCCUUAAUAAAACUGGAACAGCACUAAAAAAGAUCGGAAAUGCAGAAAAGGACUUUAUGCAGAAGACAAUCUCACAUUACAUUCAUCCACUGAAAACAUUUCUUGAUAAUGACAUGAAAACUCUUGCAAAAGAAAGACGAGUAUUAGACAUCGCCAGAAUUGAUCUUGAUGCUGCAAGAAAUAAAGUUAAGAGAGCACAAUCACCAAUAAGA